Molecule: messenger RNA, 1653 nt
Organism: Chenopodium quinoa (quinoa)
Lineage: Eukaryota; Viridiplantae; Streptophyta; Magnoliopsida; Caryophyllales; Amaranthaceae
Product: probable 2-oxoglutarate-dependent dioxygenase At3g50210
Exons: 12
Coding region: 110-1102 (330 amino acids)
Molecular function (GO): dioxygenase activity
Source: RefSeq, a predicted model, not a curated record
UCGAGUGCUGACGAUACGAACGAUGCUUGCUACCUUGCCAAUAAUAUAGAUUUGUUUACAAACAUAAUCAGCAGCGCAGAUAGAGGAAAGACGUUUUAAGUUUAAUUCAAUGGCAACUGACUUCAAAUCAAUUCCUGUCAUAGAUGUUAGUCCUCUGCUUGCGAAAUCUGAUGAUGCAAACAUGGCUGAGGAUGCUGGUGUAUGUGAGGUUGUGAAACAACUCGAUAAAGCAUGCAGAGAGGCUGGUUUUUUCUAUGUGAAAGGCCAUGGCAUCCCGGACUCCCUUUUAAAGGAAGUCAGAGAAGUCACCCAUAAGUUUUUUGAACUUCCUCUGGAAGAAAAACUCAAGAUCAAGUUAUCUGCUGCAACGGGUUACAGAGGCUAUCAAGAAGUUGGAGACAAUAUAACCAAGGGUGUGCCUGAUGUGCACGAAGCUAUCGAUUUGUACAGAGAAUUGGAGCACGGAAUGUACGGAGACAUGGGGAAACCAAUGAUAGGACCAAACUUAUGGCCAUCCAAGCCUCAGAACUUUAAAGUAGUGAUGGAGCAUUAUACAGACCUAUGCACAGAACUUUCUAGGAAGAUUAUCCAAGGUAUUUCCCUAGCCUUAGGUGGAUCAGUCAAUGAGUUGGAAGGUCGUAUAGCAGGCAAUCCAUUUUGGGUCAUGCGUUUGAUCGGUUACCCUGUGAUCUCGAGGGAAAAUGGGCAUAACAAACUUGAAAAUGACAUUGGAUGUGGAGCUCACACAGAUUAUGGUCUUUUGACGCUUGUCAAUCAAGAUGAUGGCAUAACAGCACUACAGGUUCGGAAUCAUUCAGGAGAAUGGAUUUGGGCUCCUCCGAUUCCUGGGACAUUUGUCUGCAACAUUGGCGAUAUGUUGAAGAUUCUUACCAAUGGAAUAUACGAGUCCACCUUACAUCAGGUCAUCAACAAGUCUCCCAAAUAUCGUGUUUGUGUUGCCUACUUCUAUGAGACAAAUUAUGAUGCAACAAUUGAGCCUUUGGACAUUUGUGUACAGAAGACCGGGGGGAUCAAAAAACUUGGGCAAGCUGUUUACGGGGAACAUUUAAUUGGUAAAGUCACAACUAAUUUUCGGUACUAAAAAAAAAAAAAAAGGUACAGAAUAAAAAUUAGAGUUUAAUGGUCAUAUUGUACCUAAAGAAAGAACAAAUUGUGCCAUCCCAUUUGAUAAAUGACCAAAAAGAGGUACUCGUAACAAAUAGCCUGAGUUCCUGAUAUUUAUUUACAAGUAUGAUCUUAUGUUAUAAACUUAUAAUGUUAUUCAUACCAAUUGGUUGUUGGUGUGGUGGUGAUUGAGACUACAAUUGGUAGGAAGGACUCGUGUUCAAUCCCCCACAACAACAAUCGGGAGGGGAUUGGAACCUAACCAUCCAGAAUUGAUCCCCGAAUCCAGAUUAGCCCUUCAAAGGAUGAAACGGGUGGAACACCAAAAAAAAAAAAGUUUUAAUGUUAUUCAUUUCUUUGAAUGUUAGGUUGGAAUAUAUUAUGGGCUUUGCCCAAGUAAUCCAUGCUUCUUUUGUGUUGAAAAAAAAAAUAUCUUAUGUUAUUGGGCUGGAUGAUUGGAUUAAUGAUUCUCUUCACAAAUUGUUACUGUACUAGUGAUCUAAUUGGAUUAAUAAUUCUCUUCACAAA